AUGUCCGUCGCAAAGACCCGCCUUUCCAGCUUGUUGGGCCACUUCAAGCAACCCCUUGACGCCAAUGGCACAGCGGCUCCCGCGCCAGUAAACACACCCAAGCACGGUGUCAACUUCCACACUCUAUCGCCGACUUUCUUCUUGCCGCGAGCUGCGGCAAUUGAGCCGGAUGCUGAGGCUAUCUACCACAUUACUGCGAAUAAUCAGAUCCUACGCCGAACGUACUUGGAGACUGCGGACCGCGCGAGAGGGCUUGCAUAUUAUCUCAAGAAACAUGGGUACAGGAGAGUUGGAAUUCUCUGCCCGAAUACACCGGCCUUUUUGGAGAGUAUAUUUGGUAUCGCAGCUGCGGGAGGUGUCAAUGUUGCUGUGAACUACCGCCUUAAAGAGGACGAUAUCGCUUACAUAUUCACCCACUCCGAAGUCGAGGUCAUUAUCGUCGACCAGGAGUUCUUACCUCUAUUGAACGCAUUCAAAUCCGCGAAACCAAACAUCCCCUUCAUUGUGGAUACAGAUACAGAUGCGAUAGAAGGGCAGCUAGCAGGACCCUUUGACCUGGCUGUUCUUGAGGGCCUGAACCAUGACCGGGACACAGGAGCCUCGGGUUGGACUCGGCUUGAAAGCCAGGCUGCUUCGGAGGAUGAUAUCGUGGCCCUUGCGUACACCAGUGGAACAACAGCGCGCCCAAAGGGCGUUGAGUACACCCACAGAGGGUGUUAUCUUGCGACGAUGGGGAAUAUCAUUGAGUCAGGGCUGAAUCCGUUUGGAGGUCGUUGUGGCUAUUUGUGGAUUCUGCCGAUGUUUCAUGCUAUGGGCUGGACAUUCCCUUGGGCAGUAACUGCUGUUCGUGGAACUCACUACUGCCUGCGAAAGGUCGAUUAUCCGCUGAUAUGGAAGCUCCUCAAGGAGGAGAACAUUACCCAUUUCAAUGCCGCUCCAACCGUCAACACGAUUCUUUGCAAUUCUCCCGAAGCCGAGCGACUUCAAGAACCGGUGCAUGUUACAGUUGCAGCGAGCCCACCGACGCCUCACCUAUUCGAACAGAUGACUGGCCUAAAUCUGCAUCCGGUGCAUGUUUACGGAAUGACGGAGACGUACGGGCCCAUCACCAAAGGCUAUCAUAUGCCAGCCUGGGAGAAGCUUCCCCGCAAGGAGAAGUUUGGCCGAAUGGCGCGGCAGGGCCAUGGAUUCGUGACAAGUCUUCCGGCGCGAGUGGUCAAGACUGAUGUGCCCGAGGGGACCAUCGUUGAUGUCGUGCGAGACGGAAAGGAGAUCGGAGAGAUUGUUUUCAUUGGAAAUAUCUGUGCUCGGGGUUAUUAUAAGGACCCCGAAGCCACGCGGAAACUGUUCGCAGGUGGUGUCUUGCACUCCGGGGAUUUGGCGGUUUGGCAUCCUGAUGGAGCGAUCCAGAUCCUUGAUAGGGCCAAGGAUAUUAUUAUCAGCGGAGGGGAGAACAUCUCGUCUGUUGCGCUCGAGUCAAUGUUGGUGACUCACCCGGACAUUCUCGAGGCUGGUGUCGUCGCUGUGCCCGAUAGCCACUGGGGAGAGCGACCUAAGGCGUUUGUGACCGUCAAGACCGGUAGGCAGCUGGAGGGCAAAGAUGUCGUCGACUGGGCCAGAAACAGCAGCGCAAUCAGCAAGUUCAUGGUCCCACGCGAGGUGGAAGUUGUCGCGGAGCUUCCCAAAACAAGUACAGGCAAAGUUAAGGAAGAACGUUCUGCGGGACUGGGCGAACGGUGCGAAUCGGACGUGAUGAAUCUUGAGUUAGAUAUAUAA
This is a messenger RNA of Aspergillus calidoustus, 1776 nucleotides long. NCBI's taxonomy places the organism in Eukaryota, Fungi, Ascomycota, Eurotiomycetes, Eurotiales, Aspergillaceae. The record is from the annotation of a GenBank genome assembly.